AUGCCGAUAGAAGUGAGGGCCACCCUCGAUCGGCAGGUACCGGUUUAUCUAGCCGGAGAGACUGUCGUCGUUUCGGUGGUGCUCACGAACUGCAAGCCGGCCGGCGAGCGCGGCCAUUCGGAGACGAUCGCCUGGGGGAGUGUCCAGUUGAGCAGCGAGCGCACGAACGCCAAGGCCAGAAAUCAAAAGACGCAGCUAACCACGUCGAUACCUAGAUCAAACACAUGUGUCUACUCCUCCGUCCCGUCAAUCCUCUUCUGUGACAUCAACGUGUUGCCCGGCGACUCGAAGACGUACACUUAUGAGGUGCAACUCCCACUCACCGGCCUGCUGCCGAGCUUUCGGGGAAACCUGGUGCGCUUCCAGAAUCGGAUCACCGUCGCUGUGCAGCACCUAAAGUCGCCGAUCAAGAUGAUACACUUGCCGAUUCGAUUGGUCCCAGAUGUCGGAAUCGAGUCCCGGAAGCCGAUCUGCCGAAAUCCCUUCCUCGACGCGACGACCUCGGCGCCGCCGAUUGCCGAAAUGUUUGCCGCCACCGUCGACCAGAUCACGGCGCCGAAGAAGGAGUUCAUCUACCAGAUGACGAACAGCCGGGGAAGGGUAGCCGCCCUGAUGCUCUACAAACGGGCCUUCAAGCUCGGCGAAGAUGUGGUCGGGAAAUUGUCGUUUCAGGUCGCGGACGUGCGCUGCUACCAGUGGCUGGUUCGGCUCGUGUCGCUGGAAAGCCUCGUGGAAACGGACCCUUCCGCCGAGAAGCCCUCUUCAACUAUCGUCUGGGCGACACAGCACAAAAUCUCGGCCGACUUUGCCGAGACGGCGUUCCGGGUCCCGAUCGCCCUGGACGCGCCGCCGACGUUCAGCAAUGAUAUUGUUCACAUCAAAUGGCAGCUCCAAUUCGAGUUCGUCACCUCAUCCUCGUAUCAACCAGCGGCCGCGCUAGAAGAUAUCCGCCCGACAAAUGCCCCCGUCAAUGUCGAUAUUGAGACGCUCUCCUGGCAGGUGGAUUUGUUCGUGCUCUCUUGCAGCCCGUUCAACAUUGCCCUCACCGACACGUCGGCGAACGGCGAAACGAUGGUGGUCAUC
This is a messenger RNA of Mesorhabditis spiculigera, 1083 nucleotides long. The record is from the annotation of a GenBank genome assembly. Lineage: Eukaryota; Metazoa; Nematoda; Chromadorea; Rhabditida; Rhabditidae.